GCGAGCAAAGAAAGAGAGCCGCACCGAAAGCCCCCUUAAACCCCUCUCGCUACUACUACUAGUACUACCCAGCGAGAAAGGGAGACAGACAAACCCAGAUAUGGAUCACAUAGCAGCAGCUGAAGAGCAAAUUGUGACUGAGAGAUUGAGGAGAAAACUCAACCAAGUAAACACAGCAACUCAAACCCAACUCUCUCCUAUCCAAGACCACGUCAAUUUCACUCUUCAGCAAUCCUACUUCAAGUGUGCGUACCAGUGCUUUGACAGGACCAGAACCCAAGAUGAGAUUAACAAUUGUGUGGAAAAUUGCAGCGUCCCUGUUCUCAGAGCCCAGAAUCUUGUUGACACUGAAAUGGCCAAGUUUCAAGAAAGGUUGAAUAGGUCUCUAAUGGUCUGCCAAGACAAAUUUGAGGCAGCCAAGCUCCAGCAGAUCAGAAGCGACGCCAUGAAGGAUUUGGAGUCAUGUGUCGACCAGUCAAUACAAGACAGCGUCAAGACACUGCCACAUCUUGUAGGAAGAUUGAAGUCCUCUCUGUCUAUGAGUGAAUAGAACGACACUGUAGUAUAUGAGUCCCAACUUUUGGCAACUUGUAUAUGUGAUGUGAUACAAUUUAUGAACACAUCGUAGACCUGAUUGGAGGCCAGAAGACAUAAAAAACCAUAUGCUGAUUAUUUUCACAAACUAUAGACUUUAUUAACCAAUUGGUUGACAUAAUUGUUUCAUGAUGUUGCUCACGCGAGUGACAGUGGUUACGAACUUUGGCUUCCAUCUGAAUUACACGGUGAUUUCAUAGAUUAUUUCAAUGCCAGUGCAUUGCUGAAUUUGUGUUAAAAUUGGGAUUGUUCUUUUGCA
Messenger RNA from Camellia sinensis, 853 nucleotides. RefSeq lists its product as uncharacterized. Gene Ontology annotation, cellular component: cytoplasm. The record is from RefSeq and is a predicted model, not a curated record. Lineage: Eukaryota; Viridiplantae; Streptophyta; Magnoliopsida; Ericales; Theaceae.